This is a messenger RNA of Esox lucius (northern pike), 1788 nucleotides long. RefSeq names its product tripartite motif containing 63b (gene trim63b). Gene Ontology annotation, molecular function: zinc ion binding. The transcript has a single exon. The coding region runs from base 278 to 1324 and encodes 348 amino acids. Lineage: Eukaryota; Metazoa; Chordata; Actinopteri; Esociformes; Esocidae. The record is from RefSeq and is a predicted model, not a curated record.
CAAGGAAUGUGUUCCCUGGCCGGUGCGAGGGAUUGAAUGUCGCCGGCUGUCAAGGGCUGAUAUAAAGGACAUGGCUGCUAUUCCCUUGUCAGAACAGUGGUCAGAACUUCAGCGCACUCUGUAGCAGCAGCUACCAAAGCUCAGCACCCAGACUUCGUAGUUACAAGCUUGUUAAAGCUUAUAAGGAAAGUAGCAGUUGUCGAGGAGUUGUGCAACAUUUCGUUCUUGAGAAAGAGGCUCCACUAUUCUUGCCCGACGAAGAGAAGUGUAUUCCAGCAUGGAUGUCCAGAGGACGGGUACAGUGGUGCGUCCCUCCAGCCCCAUGGAGAGUCUGGAAAAGCAGUUGAGCUGCCCCAUCUGCCUGGAGAUGUUCACUAAGCCAGUGGUCAUCCUGCCCUGCCAGCACAACCUGUGCCGUGGCUGUGCCAGCGACCUUUACGACUCACGCAACCCCUACCGCUUUUCCGGCGGCGUCUUCCGCUGCCCCACCUGCCGCUUUGAGGUUGUCCUUGACCGUCACGGUGUCCACGGCCUCCAGCGCAACCUUCUGGUAGAGAACAUCAUCGACAUCUACAAGCAACAGCAGGAGGGUAGCGGUGGUAGUGGCGGCGGAGGCACCACAGAGACUCCACUGAAGCCCAAAGACUCUAAGGAACCCAUGUGCCAAGAGCACGAGGAUGAGAAGAUCAACAUUUACUGCGUGACCUGCCAGAUACCAACUUGUUCCAUGUGCAAAGUGUUUGGCCAGCACAAGGACUGUGAGGUGUCACCAUUGGCAAGUGUCUACCAAGUGCAGAAGGGUGAGCUGAGCAACGCCAUCGACACCUUGGUCGCGGUCAACGGGCGCCUUCAGGCCCUGCUCAACCAGAUGGAAGACACCUGUCAGGCGGUACAGGAUAACGCACAGCGCGCCAAGCAAAACCUCGGCGAGCGCUUCGAUCUGCUGUAUGCAGUGCUGGAGGAGCGCAAAGGCCUGCUGCUGGAUCAGAUUGCCAAAGAGCAGGACGAGAAGGUGACCGCGUUGCGGGCCCUGGCCCUGCGCUACAGCGAGAGGCUGCAAGCGGGCUCGGAGCUGACGGACACGGCGGUGCGGGCACUAGAGCAGAGUGGCGCUGCAGAGUUCCUUAUGGCUUCCAAGGGCCUCAUCACACAGACCAAGGAAACUGCCAAGAGCUCCCUGGGUGAAGAGAGGCCUGAGCCAGGCUUUGAGAAGAUGGACCACUUCACACUGUCUACGGAGCAUGUGGAGGCUGUCCUGGCAAAGAUGGACUUUGGAAUGGUUGAAGAUGAUGAGUUUGAGGAUGCAGAAGGGGAAGAAGAGUGAUGAUACUUGAUAAUGUACAGACUGUAUUCAUUCAUUAACUAUUUUCUUUUUUUGAACACUUAAAUGUUCAUGGCAGGGACUAGUUGCAAUAUUUCAGAGAUAUUGAAAGUCAGGAGUAAGGAGGAAGUUGAUGGGGUUUUGUUUUACGGUGAAUAGUUGAUAGACUUGGAUACAAUGAUUUACUUUAGUUUAGAGUGCAUUAUGUAGUUUAUUUGUACUCAUAAAACAUCUGCAAUUUUUUAAGAUAUAUUGUUUGUUUUUAUACUUUUGUAUUUCAGUAUCAGAUUUUAUGUAAAUUAGAUUGAAUAUCCUCUCUAUUUACACUUGAAGUUUUUUUUAAAUCAUGUGUAGAAAUUGAGAAUUAUUAUAAUUUGUGAUUGUCAUUAAUGUUUGAAUUGAUUGUAUUUGAUAUUUCAACAGAUCACUUUUGCAACCUGAAAUAAAGGGUGCUUCAAAUUACUCAA